Molecule: messenger RNA, 3292 nt
Organism: Osmerus eperlanus (European smelt)
Lineage: Eukaryota; Metazoa; Chordata; Actinopteri; Osmeriformes; Osmeridae
Gene: chac2
Product: ChaC, cation transport regulator homolog 2 (E. coli)
Exons: 3
Coding region: 359-901 (180 amino acids)
Biological process (GO): glutathione catabolic process
Cellular component (GO): cytoplasm
Molecular function (GO): glutathione specific gamma-glutamylcyclotransferase activity; gamma-glutamylcyclotransferase activity
Source: RefSeq, a predicted model, not a curated record
UACAAGUGGUCUUCUUUUAGGUCGUCUUUCCAUCCACGAACGUACUGUGUUCGCCAGCAGAAAACAAUGCUACAAGUAGUAGCAUAUGUUUGCUGCGUCUGUAAACUAGUUAUGUGAAUUAGUUACUGUAGACUCAGUAUACUAUAAACUGUCUGCCAGUGCUUGCGAAAACAUGAAAUAGUUAUGAUUUAAUGAAAGCUAAGUUCAAUUUAAUAAUAGCUAGCUACUGUAGCUGGCUAGCUAAUGCUCGCUAAAUCCAGAUAGCUACUAGCUAAACUAGGCUACCUCGCAUACAGUAGCUUCUAUGUAAGCUGGCUAGCUAACACCAGUAGUUUGUUUGUGGUGUCUAGUUGUUGCCAUGUGGGUUUUUGGAUAUGGUUCUCUAAUAUGGAAAGUUGAUUUUCCUUAUGAGGAGAAACGUGUGGGCUACAUCACAGGUUUCUGUCGCCGGUUCUGGCAGGGCAGCACCGAUCACCGUGGAGUACCUGGAAAGCCUGGACGGGUCGUCACCCUUGUGGAAGAGGCUGAGGGGUGUGUGUGGGGUGUGGCGUACAAACUGCCAACAGGGAGAGAGGAAGAAGUGAAGCGUUACCUCGACUACCGGGAGAAGGGUGGUUACCGGGUCAUCUCUGUGACCUUCCACCCCCGGCCACCCCUCACCCCGCCCCCCGGUGAAGCACUGCUCUACAUUGGCUCCUAUGACAACCCAGACUACCUAGGUCCCGCCCCGCUGGAGCACAUAGCCAAUCAGAUUGUGGAUGCGGUAGGGCCAAGUGGACGGAACACUGAGUACCUGUUCCAAUUGGCUGAGGCUUUGAGGACGAUCCUGCCUGAGGACUCGGACUCACAUCUGUUCUCCUUGGAGACUCUGGUCAGAGAGAGACUACAAGGAGCUCAGUAACACACACACACACACAGACUGGUACAGAGCCUAAAGAGGACAGCCAGUAUGACUUGACUUAAAGGUCCCAUGACAUGCUGUUUUUGGAUGCUUUUAUAUAGGCCUUAGUGGUCCCCCAAUACUGUAUCUGAAGUCUCUUUCCCAAAAUUCAGCCUUGGUGCAUAAUUACAGCCACUACUAGCAGUCCCACAACGAGCUUUCCUCAGGACGUGCUGUUUCUGUGUCUGUUGCUUUAAAUGCUAAUGAGAUGGAGAGAGGCGGCACCAUGCGCUAAUGUUGACAGUGGAUGUAUCGCAAUGGCUCGUAGCCCCAUUGCUGUAAGAUGCCUCGAAUUUGCCCAUUCUCAUCUGAUCACCCUGGUUUGCAGAGGUGCACACUCAGUCAUUUCAAUGAGUGGAAAGGCGGAUAUCGCGCGCGCCUUAAAACCAACAGCAGAACGGUUAUCCAAAUACAAAGAAGUGUACAACACUUGCGUUACAGUGUGUGUACUCACACACAUACUUGAUGCUAUCUACCUUUACAUUAGCGACAGUAACUGAGCUGUUAGCUGCAGAGCUAAUGUUACAGCCACAUUCUGAAGGUGACAUUCUGACAUGAUGAAGGGUAGCAAGCUAGGUAACCAUAUACAGUAAAGCAACAAAAUGCGUUAGUUGACUUACUUAUCCAAGGUUUGUAGCCGGACCAAGGAGAGUUGGUACUGAUGCAGAAUUACAUUUUAGACAGUCAGCAAGGCCAGCUUUGUAUUGGCCCAAGUUGAGGAAACAGUCGUGGCUGAAAUGUUUGGCGCAGACAUACAAAACUUUGGGAAGUUGUGUCGGUGCAUUUCCAGAGAAAAGAAAAUGAAGAAACUGGUUCUUCAGAGGCUCGGAUGGAGGAACAAAAAAAAUACUUUUGUUUACAUCCAAACACUGAGCAACUGUUAUGCUUCGUUCGUUUGCAAGCCAUGAUGUCUCUCUAGGAAAAAACAAUCGCACUCGCAUGGUCGUAGCUCAGAUUCUCAUGGGCGGGCCAGAGAAAGGGGAGGUAACCUUCCUCCUUAUAACGACAUAAGGAGAGGGUUUGAGCUUUCAUUUUCUCAAAGGCGGAGAAGAAUACCCAAGGCUUGGUUUACACCUAUCAAAAUGUCUAGCCACUUGGGGACCAAAGGCAGGUUGGGGGAACUCAUAUUAAUGUUAAAUAACCUCCUAAAGUGAAAUGUUCAUGUCAUGGGACCUUUAACAGAACUAGAACUCUCUGUCUUCAUGGUAACAGGGCAGGGCUGUGUUGUCUGUAUAUUGUACCAAUGCUUAAUUUGUGCCGAAUCCUGCCAGAACAGGAGACCUCUGGUUUUGAAUGUCUGUGUUCCGGUACCUAUUUGCGGCAAUCCGGUACCUCGUGGUAAAUUACGCAUGGCGAUGUGGUCAUUUGCGUGUUGUGCAGAGUCAUUUAACCCUUGGGAUCUUCGGGUCAUUCUGACCCAUCAGUCAUUGUGACCCAAUGACUGAUGAGGUAAAGUUGUCGUAUUGCGACAACUUUACCUAUACCAUACAAAAACAAAGUGAAGCUUUUUCUUUUAACCGUCGAGCUGUCUCAGACCCCCCACAUCGCCAAGGUUAUUAUGUCAAUUCAAACCAGAUUGUGCCCCUCAUCCACACCCAGCUGCAGGGUGGGGGGGGAACUUAACAUGACUGUCAGCUAUGACAACAUGGAGGUACAGUUAUAGUUAUUUUGCUGCUGCUCAACGACAAAAAAAUGAUUUUCAAAGUAGCUAAAUUGGCAACACAACGCGUUCUGGAACCCAUGCCUGCCUCCUCACCCCUCCGCUCUCAUAUGCACUUUGCGUUCUGGCACUUUCCGAUUUACAAAUUAAGCAUAACAAACACCUGUCUCUACUAGCUGCUGGCAGUCUACAGUUAAUCAAGACAUGUAAUAGUAUACUUGUCCUUGAAAUGCAAAAUGUGGUAGCAUCUAGCAUUAUACAAGAUAUUAUGUAAGAAAUGCCGUCCGUGCUGGAGCACCAUGAGUAGCUGGGCAGUGUGGUCCUCACUGUUGGUUUUUAAUGUUUGAUUGGAUGGAAAGACACCAGGCUGCAGUAACCUGAAGUGUGUACUGUGAGUUGGUUAUAAAUCAGAUCAGUAACACUGGGAAGAGCCCUCAGAUCUGGGUGUUAAUCCCUUUUAUGGCUGCUAUAAAUUGAUAAAUUAGGUGGACUGCUGGGUAGCGAUGAGGCACUGUUGACAGUCUAUACCCAUAUAAAGUAUUACCUGUGCAAUUUGAGCUUUUACUAUUGAUUUCUGUGUUAACCGGAGGGCACAUUUAUAGAGCUGGUAUUUAUAUUGCCACAUGCAGGUUUUGUUGAUGCCUUGUCUGCACACUUGGUUCCUCUAAAUAAAAACACACUUAUUCAUUCGA